Rangifer tarandus platyrhynchus (Svalbard reindeer) is the source of this 1374-nucleotide messenger RNA. Lineage: Eukaryota; Metazoa; Chordata; Mammalia; Artiodactyla; Cervidae. The record is from the annotation of a GenBank genome assembly.
AUGGCUUCCAAAUGCCUCAAGGCCAGCUUCUCGUCGGGGUCUCUCAAGGUCCCCGGAGGGGCCGGCGGGGGCUUGGCUCGCGUGUCCACAGUGUUCUCCAGCAGCUCUUGCAAGCUCCCUGGCUUCUCCCGGGGGCCCCAGAGUUUCUCUGCCUGUUCAGUCGGGCUGGGCAAGAGCAGCUGCAGGGCCGCCAGCUGCCUCCCUGCUCUCUGCCUCCCCUCUGGAGGCUUUGCUACCAGCUACAGCCUGGCCGGGGGCUGGUUCGGCGAGGGCAUUCUUACCGGCAAUGAGAAGGAGACCAUGCAGUUCCUGAACGACCGGCUGGCCAGCUACCUGGAGAAGGUGCGGCAGCUGGAGCGGGAGAACGCGGAGCUGGAGAGCCGCAUCCGUGAGUGGUGUGAGCGGCAGGUGCCCUAUCUGUGCCCCGACUACCAGUCCUACUUCCAGACCAUUGAGGAGCUCCAGAAGAAGACCCUGUGUACCAAGUCUGAGAACGCCAGGCUGGUGGUGCAGAUUGACAAUGCCAAGCUGGCUGCAGAUGACUUCAGGACAAAGUAUGAGACCGAGGUAUCCAUGCGGCAGCUGGUAGAGUCGGACAUGAAUGGCCUGCGUAGGAUCCUGGAUGAUCUGACCUUGUGCAAGGCCGACCUGGAAGCCCAGGUGGAGUCCCUGAAGGAGGAGCUGCUCUGCCUCAAGAAGAACCAUGAAGAGGAAGUGAACUCACUGCGCUGCCAGCUUGGUGAUCGACUCAACGUCGAGGUGGACGCUGCCCCGCCUGUUGACCUGAACCGUGUUCUGAAUGAGAUGAGGUGCCAGUAUGAGACCCUGGUGGAAAAUAACCGCCGGGAGGCUGAGGACUGGUUCAACACCCAGACUGAGGAACUGAACCAGCAGGUGGUGUCCAGCUCGGAGCAGCUGCAGUCCUACCAGGCAGAGAUCAUUGAGCUGAGACGUACGGUCAAUGCCCUGGAGAUUGAGCUGCAGGCCCAGCACAGCAUGAGAGAUGCUUUGGAAUCCACCCUGGCAGAGACGGAGGCCCGCUACAGCUCCCAGCUGGCCCAGAUGCAGGGCCUGAUCGGCAACGUGGAGUCACAGCUGGCGGAGAUCCGCUGUGACCUGGAGCGGCAGAACCAGGAGUACCAGGUGCUGCUGGAUGUCCGGGCCCGGCUGGAGUGUGAGAUCAACACGUACCGGGGGCUGCUGGAGAGUGAGGACUGCAAGCUGCCCUGCAAUCCCUGUGCCACGACCAAUGCAUGCGGCAAGACCAUCGCACCCUGCAUCUCCAGUCCCUGCACCCCCUGCGUUCCUGCUGCCCCCUGCACGCCCUGUGUCCCCCGCUCCCGCUGUGGGCCCUGCAACUCCUACGUGCGCUAG